Messenger RNA from Cuscuta campestris, 1318 nucleotides. The record is from the annotation of a GenBank genome assembly. NCBI's taxonomy places the organism in Eukaryota, Viridiplantae, Streptophyta, Magnoliopsida, Solanales, Convolvulaceae.
UAAAUGAAAAUAUUCUUUCUACAUGGUAUCAGAGCCUAAUAAACCCUAACCCUAAAAACUCUUCUCCUUCCUGCGCCGGCCUCCCUCUCGGCUCCCUCUCCCUCAGCCGCCGAUCUCUCUCUCUCUCGGCCACCUCCUGCCGCUGGCAUCCUCCCCCAAAAUCACCAUGACGGACAGCGAAGUUACGUCCCCAAACACCACCUCUAAAUCCCCGCAUCUUGCCUUCACCACCAUCUCUAAUGUCAAACUCCAUGUCCCCAUUCAACUAAGCUUUUCUCAACCCAAUUAUAAAAAGUGGAGCCGAUUGUUUCUUCUUCUCGUUCGGCGCUUCAAUCUCCAUGGUUACAUCUAUGGAUCCGUCGUCCCUACCUCCGACGACGACGAUGAAUGGUUCCAACUGGAUGCUCUUCUUCAAGGCUGGAUUCUCUCCACAAUCACCGAUGAGGUUUUGGACCUUGUCAUCUCUUCCACCACCUCUGCAGCCUCUCUCUGGAAGGUGAUUCAUGAUCUCUUUCACGACAAUAAACAUGCUCGUGCCAUGCAACUCGAGCACCAAUUCCGUACUACCGUCAAAGGGAACACCCCCAUGGCUACUUAUUGUCAAAAUCUCUUCAACAUCGCCGAUUGGUUAGACGAUGUUGAUGCGCCGGUAUCGCAAAAUCAACUUGUCCUUCAGAUGCUACGCGGACUGCCGGAGGAUCUUCAGGCUCAAACUUCGUUCCUCCAGUUUCAAGAUCCGCUGCCUACGUUCCUUCAAGCCCGAUCGGCUCUCCUUUUGUUGGAACGGCAACGCUCACCGCUGGACAACCACGGCACUACGGCCCUCGUUGCACGAUCGGGCGGUUCUUCCCACCCUGGGGGUUACGGUAGCAACUCCAUGCCGCAGGGCAGUGGCUACACCGGCGGGCAGCAGGGCGGUUUUGGCAGUGGCUACGGCGACGGCUCCUCAGGACAGCGCAUCGGCUAUGGGCGAGAGUCCAUCCAUUGCAGAACUUCCAUGCAUAAUAAGCUUCGCCCUAAACGCUCUAAGCUUCAGCUUCACCGCCUUACGUGGAUGACGAGGAAGAGGAGAGACGAGGAGAACGCGGAAAUGGAGAGGAAGAACAUGAAGCUGUACAUGGAGAACAUGAGAAUGGUGGAAGAGAAUGAGAGGUUGAGGAAGAAGGCCAUUUUGCUCCAUCAAGAGAAUCAAGCUUUAAUCUCUCUUUUUCAAAACACUACUCAUGUAGUCCCAGACCAUUCAUAGAUUCAAAAGCAAAUUUAAUUUGUUCGGAUGGAAUUAUGUAUACUAAUUAUAGAAUAAAAUUAGUAUAUUGAU